CAGGCAAUCACAGGAUAUAAAAUGCUGCCCAAAAGCAAGCUCCGGAGAACUUCAGUAACCUCGAGGAAAGCUCUGAGGUUAGGGAGACCAGUGAAGCCAAAGAAGACAUGAGGCAUCUGUUGGCACUGCUGAUGGUGACUCUGGCCCUGGCAGCCCUCAGCUGUUGUGGAGAAGAUCCCAAAGACCCCACAGGACCUCCCAGUGCUGACAGCAUCAAGAUUAAAAAGGAAGUUGCCAAUGCCUUUGUGAAGAGGCACAAGAGAUCGAGCCUCUAUGAAUGGUAUGCUGAGUAUUACAAAAGUCCAAUGGAGCAGAUGCAUGAGCGUUGUGAAAACUACCCUCCCUGUGACUAUCUCUCUGACCAAAUAGGAUUUUCCAUGGCUUACAACCGUUUCUUUGGGAGGUACUAAGAAUGGGAUGGUCACUUCAUAAUUUUGCUUGGGACCCCAGGAGAAAGAAGAUUGUGAGUGGGAAGGAAGGAAGAAAAACGUUUAGACAGGGGUCUUCUUCAGGACACCAAGGCAAUAAUUAUCCCACUUGCUGAGCUUGCAUUAGCUUUCUUUCUUUCUUUCAUCAAAAACCUUUUUCUUCAGUUGUCUUUUGUUGUAUUUUCAGCUUCACUAGAAGACUCUUGUCUAAGCUCCUUCCAUUUGAAUCCUCAGGACACAAUAUGAAAAAAUUGUGGCUCUUUUCAAGAAAAUCAAUGUAUGUCUUAGAAACAUAACAAGAUAUUUUGUCUUCUGUAAAAUGCACGAGGAUUACAAAAGGAGAAUGGCUGCCUUCUUUUCAGGUAGAAGAAACACCCUAACUGUGUUCCAGUAUAGGAUCAUUUUGCAAAGAUAGAAGUGUGGAAGUACAGUGACAUAGACAGAAAUCAGUUUUCUGAUUAUUCUGUCACAAAACUUGCCUUGUUGUUUUUGUUACAGCUGGUUUCUGGUGAAACUGAAUAUAUCCAAGCAGAACAAAAAAAAAAAAAUCUGUUACUCUCUGAUGUUUUAGUAUUUAUGCUUGAAGGGAAAAGUGUAUAAACAGUUGCAAAAAAAGCAAGCAAGUUAACAAGAAGCAAUACACUUUAUGAAAUAAACAAAAAGACAGAAUUUUGUUUAUUCAAGACCACUUUUAUCUCUCUCAUAUGCAUAUAUAUAUAUUUAAAAGUUGUGUGUAUUUAUAUACAUAUCCUUUUCCCUCUGCACUACUUCAUUCUCUUCUCUAGUAUGAAUAUUAGACGUUAGCAACUUUCUGCACAGCCUCCCUUGAAGUGCUCUGUCAGCUUCCCUUCCCUGAGAGGUCGAUGUCAGAUCCCAUCUCCAAGGACAGGGACUGCUGACCCUCAGGAGACUGAGAGAGACUGAAUCUCUCUGGUUACCUGUAAGCUGGUGCAGCUAUUCCCCGCUACUGCAAUAAAUACUGCUAAUGUAAAGCA
Messenger RNA from Apus apus (common swift), 1423 nucleotides. RefSeq names its product osteocalcin-like. Gene Ontology annotation, biological process: bone development; regulation of cellular response to insulin stimulus; response to vitamin K. The record is from RefSeq and is a predicted model, not a curated record. Gene Ontology annotation, cellular component: extracellular region. Gene Ontology annotation, molecular function: calcium ion binding; structural constituent of bone; hydroxyapatite binding. Lineage: Eukaryota; Metazoa; Chordata; Aves; Apodiformes; Apodidae. The transcript has 4 exons. Bases 108 to 410 code for a protein of 100 amino acids.